Molecule: messenger RNA, 2915 nt
Organism: Ziziphus jujuba (common jujube)
Lineage: Eukaryota; Viridiplantae; Streptophyta; Magnoliopsida; Rosales; Rhamnaceae
Product: zinc finger BED domain-containing protein DAYSLEEPER
Exons: 2
Coding region: 497-2602 (701 amino acids)
Molecular function (GO): protein dimerization activity; DNA binding
Source: RefSeq, a predicted model, not a curated record
GGGGAUUAAAGAGAGUUGAUUUUAGUUUUGUCAAUUUUUGUUUUUAAAUCUUUUUUUGUUUCCAGAUCAUCUGCUUCGUCUUCGUGAUGAAUGGUUUGUUUUAUUUUUUUUUUCUUUUUUCUUUUGUCUGAUCUGGGCUUCUGUUCAUGAAUAUUUGAAGCCCAAGCUUGAUCGAAACCGUAGAUCGUUAACCUUGUUGAUGUUGUUUUUAGCAUUUGGGAAUACUUUCAGCCCGUUAGAAGGUAUUGUAUUCCCAUGUUUGAUCUUGACCCAGGUGGUUCCAUGGUAGGCUCGAGCUCAUCUUGAUUUCCGGUUGAAGAUCCAAGUUGGGAUUUUUCAUCUGAUGGAGUGUAUUAAAUCUUGGCUUGGUCAAGCCAGUUGGGUUGACUUGUUCAUUUUUUUGGUCUAAGGCUAUUUGGGCCUGGUGGGCCCAGCCCAGCCCAGUAGUGGGUCCGAUAUUGGCUUUGAUUUGGGUAACUCACUUCUGAAGUUGAAGAUGGCCACUUCUGUUGAAGACAAGAUUGACAGUAGCCCUGUUGAAGACAAGAUGGCUACCCCUGAUGAAGAGAAGGUAGCAACCCCUGAAGAAGUCAAGAUGCUAACCCUUUAUGAAGACAAGACACCGAGCUCAUAUGAAAAUAAUGAGGUGAACAAUAUUGAAGGACAGCCUAACAAGCGGAGGAAAAAGAAAUCCAUAGUCUGGGAGCAUUUCACCAUUGAAAAUGUUAGUGCUGGAUGUAGGAGGGCAUGCUGUAAGCAAUGCAAGCAAACUUUUGCUUACAGUACAGGUUCUAAAGUGGCAGGUACCAGCCACCUCAAACGGCAUAUUGCCAAGGGGACCUGUCAUGACAAGAGCCAAUCAUCACCAUAUACGCCUCCCACGAGGAUGAGUGGCAAUGGUUCUGAAAUGCCAAAACGGCGUUAUAGAACGCCUAAUCUGCCAAACAUUAUGUUUGAUGCAGAUCGUUGCCGCCAUGAGAUUGCAAGGAUGAUCAUUAUGCAUGACUACCCACUUCACAUGGUUGAGCAUCCAGGAUUUUUGGCUUUUGUCCAGAAUCUUCAGCCACGGUUCAACAUGGUGAGCUUCAACACUGUCCAAGGGGAUUGUGUUGCUACUUACCUAAUGGAAAAGCAGAAUCUUAUAAAGUUUAUUGAUGGCAUACCUGGACGCUUUUGCCUUACCCUAGACAUGUGGACUUCAAGUCAAAGUGUAGGUUUUGUGUUUAUUACUGGACACUUCAUUGAUAGUGAUUGGAAGCUGCAAAAGCGUCUUCUCAAUGUUGUGAUGGAACCAUAUCCUGACUCGGACACUGCUCUUAGCCAUGCCGUUGCUGUUUGUCUUCAUGAUUGGAGUUUGGAGAACAAAUUAUUUUCAGUCACUUACAAUCAGCCACUGAGUGAAACUGCUUUUGAAAAUAUAAGGCCUUUACUCUCUAUCAAGAACCCACUCAUCCUCAAUGGUCAAUUAUGUCUUGGGAAUUGUGUUGCCCGUACUUUUAGCAGCAUUGCAAAAGAUGUAUUAGGAGCAGGGCAAGAUAUAGUCAAGAAAAUCCGGAAAAGUGUCAAGUAUGUGAAAACAUCAGAAUCCCAUGAGGAAAAGUUUCUUGAGCUCAAGCAACAGCUUCAAGUCCCAAGUGAUAGGAUGCUAUUUCUUGAUGACCAAACUAAAUGGAAUACAACAUAUCAAAUGCUGGUGGCUGCUUCUGAAUUAAAAGAAGUGUUUUCUUGCUUGGAUACAUCUGAUCCUGAUUACAAGGAAGCCCCAUCUAUGGAAGAUUGGAAACAAGUUGAGACUAUCUGCACAUACUUGAAACUUCUUUUCGAUGCAGCCAACAUCCUUACCACUACUACUAACCCAACUGCAAUUAUCUUCUUCCAUGAAGUGUGGAAGAUUCAGUCAGAGCUGACUCGUGCAGUUACAAGUGAGGAUCCUUUCAUCAGCUCUCUGGCUAAAACAAUGCAAGAAAAAAUUAUUAAAUACUGGAAGGAUUGUAGCCUGGCUUUGGCUACUGCAGUAGCUAUGGAUCCUCGGUUCAAGAUGAAGCUUGUUGAGUUCAGUUUCAACAAAAUCUUUGGUGAUGACGCUCCCACCUAUAUCAAGAUUGUUGACGAUGGCAUUCAUGAGCUCUUUCAUGAAUAUGUAGCACUGCCUCUACCACUGACACCUACUUAUGCAGAAGACGGAAAUGCAGGAGCCAACAACAAGACUGAUGAACAAGGAGGAAAUCUCUUGUCAGACAAUGGACUAACAGAUUUUGAUGUCUACAUCAUGGAAACCACCAGCCAACAAAUGAAGUCGGAGUUGGAUCAGUAUUUGGAUGAAUCUCUAUUGCCUCGUGUCCAAGAGUUUGAUGUGUUGGGUUGGUGGAAAUUAAACAAACUGAAGUAUCCUACGCUUUCGAAGAUGGCUCGUGAUAUAUUGUCGAUACCAGUAUCUACAGUUGCUACUGAUGCUGUAUUUGACACCUCCAUCAAAGAGAUGGACAGGUACCGAAGUUCCUUGCGACCUGAGACAGUGGAAGCCCUUAUAUGUGCCAAGGAUUGGUUGCAGUAUGGAACCUCUUCUGAUGUUUCAAAUGCACCUGUGAGAAUGGAAUAUUAAUUAGCUUUAGCUUCUAGCUUUUGCAACCUUCUUAUUGUGUAAUGUUGUAUAAUGUCAGGUUGCCCAGGCACAGACAGUAUAUGUUGGUAGCUGCUGUAUCAUUUACCGUAGCUUUUUAUCUGUUUCGUAAUUAGGUUUUAUCUUUUGUAGCAUCCUAAGAGAUCUUUCAUAUGCUUGGACAUGAUAUUAGUUUCUAGUGUUAGAUUUUGAUUGUUACAUGCAGUUUGGGAUGUCGAACUUGGCUUGCUGGUGCAUAUUUUACUGAAAGGAGAUGUACAAAUAUGAAAGUCCUGAAUCUGCUGCUUGUCCCCCA